This is a messenger RNA of Entamoeba histolytica HM-1:IMSS, 915 nucleotides long. RefSeq names its product RhoGAP domain containing protein. The coding region runs from base 1 to 915 and encodes 304 amino acids. Gene Ontology annotation, biological process: regulation of GTPase activity; signal transduction. The record is from RefSeq and is a predicted model, not a curated record. Gene Ontology annotation, cellular component: cytoplasm. Lineage: Eukaryota; Evosea; Mastigamoebida; Endamoebidae. The transcript has 2 exons.
AUGAUUGAACUUACUCCAAUUCAAUAUAGUAAAGGAAAAAAAGGAAAAUUUAAUGAAGGAAGUAUUUCAUUAAUUAAUAAUAAAAUUAUAUGUUUAAAAAAAGAAAAAGAGGAAUUUACAAUUGAUAUUCAAAAAUCAGUUUUAAUUAGAAAUGGAGAUUUAAUGAAAAAACUUGAAGAACAACAAGUUAAUAAAUCAUUUCAAAUAAAUACUGAAAAAGAAAAUUAUAUUUUUUUAUUUAAUGAUUUUGGAAAAUUUAUUAAUUGGUUAACACAACUUGGAUUAAAUAUGAAAAUUAGUGGAACAUAUGGAUAUCCACUUCGUGUAGCAUGUUUAAAAUCAGGAUGGAGAUAUCCUGUUCCAUUUUUUAGAAGUAUUCAAUAUUUAAGAUAUAAUGGAGGAAUUACCACUGAAGGAAUUUUUAGAGUUUCACCAAGUAGAGAUGAAAUGAUGGCUGUUAAAAAAAUAUUAGAGUCAGAUACAACUUCUCAACCAAUUGAUUUUGGAAAUGUUCGUAUUGCAUCAGCUGUUUGUAAAAAUUAUUUAUCUUCUUUGGAUGAUCCAAUUAUUCCAUAUUUUAGAUAUGAUGAAUUUGUUAAGUGUGGUAGAUGUGUUGAUAAAAAAGAACGUAUUAAACAAUUAAGAAAAUUUGUUGAAAGUCUUCCAUCAAUCAAUAAAAAUUGUUUAUGGUAUUUGAUUGAUUUUUUACACUUAAUCUCAAUCAAUAAAGCUAUUAAUUUAAUGGGACCAAUGAAUCUUGCAGUUUGUUUUGGACCUGCUUGUGUUAGAAAUCCAGAUUUAACAUGGGAACAAAGUGCUAAUGAUCUAAACUUAAUUCAAAAUGCAUUUGAAUUAAUGAUUGAAUCUUAUGAACAAAUAUUCAAACAUAUUAAAGAAGAAAAUGAAAUGAUCUAA